Grus americana (Whooping crane) is the source of this 6010-nucleotide messenger RNA. Its product is annotated as inactive phospholipase C-like protein 2. The record is from RefSeq and is a predicted model, not a curated record. The transcript has 6 exons. The coding region runs from base 106 to 3366 and encodes 1086 amino acids. Lineage: Eukaryota; Metazoa; Chordata; Aves; Gruiformes; Gruidae. Gene Ontology annotation, biological process: intracellular signal transduction; lipid metabolic process. Gene Ontology annotation, molecular function: phosphatidylinositol-4,5-bisphosphate phospholipase C activity.
CCCGCCCGCUCCGCCACUGAGCCCGCAGCAGCGGCGGCGGCGGCGGGCGCAGGCUCCGGGGGCGCCCGGGGCCCCGCGGCGGCCGCUGCCCUGAGGCCGCGGGGGAUGGCGGAGGGGCCCCGGGGCGCCCCGCCGCCGGGCUCGCCCCGCCCCGCCGCCCCGCUGCCCAACGGGCCCCGCGGUGGUGGCGGCGGCGGCGGCGGCAGUGGCAGCCCCGGCUCGGGCUCGGGCAGCAGCAGCCGCGAGGACUCGGCGGAGCGGAGCCCCGCGCCCGCCGCGCCCCGGGCCAGCAUCAUGAAGGAUGGCUCCCGGCAGCGGCCGCCGCAGAAAAAGAAGACGGUGUCCUUCAGCACCAUGCCCAACGACCGCAAGAUCAACAGCACGGCCGCCUGCAUCUCCUUCAUGCUGGAGGGCUGUGAGCUGAAGAAGGUGCGCUCCAACUCCCGUAUGUACAGCCGCUUCUUCGUGCUGGAUGCCGACAUGCGGUCUGUGCGCUGGGAGCCCUCCAAGAAGGACUCGGAGAAAGCCAAGAUUGAGAUCAAGUCGGUCAAAGAGGUGCGCGUGGGCAAGAAGACGCCGGUCCUGCGCAGCAAUGGCCUCUCCGACCAGUUCCCGGACGAGUGCGCCUUCUCCAUCAUCUAUGGAGACAACUACGAGUCCUUGGACCUGGUGGCCAGCUCGGCUGAUGUGGUGAGCGCCUGGGUGAUGGGUCUCCGGUACCUGGUGUCCUACGGGAAGCAUACCCCCGAGGCACCCGGGACCGGCCACCCCAGCCUCCGGACCUCCUGGAUCUCCUCCGUCUUUGACCUUGCUGACCUGGAGAAGUCUGGCCGCAUCCCCGUGUCCCGGGCUGUGCAGCUGAUCAAAGCGCUCAACCCAGGCAUGAAGACCUCCACCAUCGAGCUGAAGUUCAAGGAGCUGCAGAAGGCCAGCGAGCGUCCCGGUGCGGAGGUGGCCUGCGACCUCUUCGUGGAGGCGUACUGCGAGCUCUGCACCCGCCCUGAGAUCUUCUUCCUGCUCGUGCAGUUCUCCAGCAACAAGGAGUACCUGGGUCUGAAGGACCUGCUGAUGUUCCUGGAGGUGGAACAGGGCAUGGAGGGGGUGACGGAGGAGAAGUGCUUGGAGAUCGUCGGCAAGUAUGAGCCCUCCAAGGAGGGCCGGGAAAAGGGCUACCUGGCCAUUGACGGCUUCACGCGCUACCUGCUCUCCGCCGACUGCUCCAUCUUCGACCCGCAGCACCGCAAAGUGUGCCAGGACAUGGCGCAGCCCCUCUCCCACUACUACAUCAGCUCUGCCCACAGCGCCUGCUUGCUGGAGGACAACUUCUGGGGCCGCUCGGACAUCAGCGGCUACAUCAGUGCCCUGGGCCUGGGCUGCCGCAGCAUUGAGCUGGUGCUGUGGGACGGCCCCGAGGGCGAGCCCGUGGUCUACACCAGCCCUUCGGCUGCCUCCUGCGUGCCCUUCCGUGCCGUGGUGGGGCUGAUCGACCAGCACGCCUUCGCCGCCUCCGCCUACCCCCUCAUCCUCUGCCUGGUGGUGCGCUGCUCGGCCCCCCAGCAGCGUCUCGCCGCCCAGUGCUUGCGCAAGAUGCUGGGGGAGAAGCUGUACCUGGAGCCCCCCAACCCCACUGCGUCCUACCUGCCCUCCCCAGAGCAGCUCAAGGGCCGCAUCCUCAUCAAGGGCAAGAAGCUGCCGCCCGGCUGUGAGGACAGCGAGGGGGAGGUGUCGGACGAGGAGGAAGGCUGGGAGCUGGCACGGCGGCUGGGCCAGGAGGACCAGGAGGUGCCGGAGGGAGGUGGCCCGCGGCGGGUGCGCCUGAGCCGGGAGCUCUCGGAGCUGGUGAGCCUCUGCCAGGCCGUCCCCUUCCAGGACUUUGAGAGCUCGCGGCGUGGGCAGCGCUACUGGGAGAUGUGCUCCUUCAGCGAGGUGGAGGCGGGACGCUUCGCCAACGAGUGCCCGGCUGAGUUGGUGAGCUACAACAAGCGGUUCCUCUCCCGCGUCUACCCCAGCCCCAUGCGCAUCGACGCCAGCAACAUGAACCCCCAGGACUUCUGGAAGUGCGGCUGCCAGAUGGUGGCCAUGAACUACCAGACACCGGGGCUCAUGAUGGACCUGAACGCGGGCUGGUUCCGGCAGAACGGGGCCUGCGGCUAUGUCCUCCGCCCGGCCAUCAUGCGGGAGGAGGUCUCCUACUUCAGUGCCAACGCCAAGGACUCCUUGCCCGGGGUGCCCGCCCAGCUCCUGCACCUCAAGGUCAUCAGUGGGCAGAACCUGCCCAAGCCCAAGGGCUCAGGGGCCAAGGGGGAGGUGGUGGAGCCCUACGUCUGCGCCGAGAUCCACGGCAUCCCCGCCGACUGCGCCGAGCACCGCACCAAGACGGCCCUGCAGAGCGGGGACAACCCUGUCUUCGACGAGAGCCUGGAGUUCCAGAUCAACCUGCCAGAGCUGGCCGUCCUGCGCUUCGUCGUGCUGGACGACGACUACAUCGGGGACGAGUUCAUUGCCCAGUACACCAUCCCCUUCGAGUGCCUGCAGCCUGGCUACCGCCAUGUCCCCCUCCAGUCCCUGGCUGGGGAGCCCCUGCCCCACGCCACCCUCUUUGUGCACGUGGCCAUCACCGACCGCCGUGGCGGGGGUAAGGGGCACCGCCGGGGGCUGGCGGGGCGCCGGGGCCGCCGGGUGCGAGAGUACACCUCCACCAAGACCACCGGCAUCAAGGCCAUCGAUGAGGUCUUCCGGACAGCCACCCAGCCGCUGCGGGAGGCCACUGACCUGCGGGAGAACGUGCAGAACGCGCUGGUCUCCUUCAAGGAGCUGUGUGGGCUGACGCCCGCCGCCAACAUGAAGCAGUGCAUCCUGACGGUGGCCGCGUGGCUGCUGCACAGUGACAGCACCCCCAGCGUCACCCUCAACCUGGCAGAGCAGUACCCCCCUAUGGAGGCUCAGGGCCCCAUCCCGGACCUGCUGCGCAAGGUCCUCACCGCCUACGAGACGAUGAUCCAGACCAGCCGGACGCUGAUUGAGUCCGCCGACGCGGUGUACGGCAAGCUCAUCCAGGCGCAGCAGGCAGGCAUGGACUUCCACAAGGAGCUGCACCGCAUCGAGACCAAGGAGGGGCUGCGGGGCCGCAAGCUGCAGAAGGCGCUGGAGAGCUUCGCCUGGAACAUCACUGUCCUGAAGGGCCAGGCUGACCUCCUCAAACACGCCAAGGCGGAGGCUCUGGACAACCUGUGGCAGAUCCACAACGCGGGGCAGUCCUGCGGCAUUGGCAGGAACGGCUCGGCCUCGCCAGAACCCUCCCGGCUGCGCGCCCCGCUGGAGCCCAUCCCCGAGACGGAAGGAGGUGGCGACACGGCGUCCUGCUGACCCCGGCCUGGGGCUCGGGGGCCCGGACUGAGCACCCCCUGGCCCCAGAGCCAGGACCAGGGAGCCCCAGCCUGCCCACGGACGGGCAGCUGCCUGCCUGCCUGCAGGCUCAGUGCGUGUGGAGGGACGCGCGCGGGGCUGGGUGCCUGUGCUGUUGUGCUGAGGGGCUGCUGUGGGGCCCGGCGGGGAGGGGUAUCCCUGCUCCCACCAGCACCCUCAAGCUCCCGGGGCCUCAUCCAUGCCCUCCAUCCGCUUCUGGAGCAAGCGCCCUGCUGCAGGGCCGGCGGGGAUGCUGGCACCCUGGUACCUGUGUGCAUGUACCCCCAGCCUGCUGUGCCCAACCCUCCUUGUAAAAGCAGCCUCAGGUCUGGGCUCCUGCCCCCAUCCAGGGCCGCAGGUUUUACCUUCGCUGGCCCCGGGGAAAAUCUGCCUGGUGGGAAGGGUCCUGGCUGGUCCCUGUCCCCUCUCCGCAGGGCAGCGGGUCCCUUCCCCUCCCUGGCAUCCCCAGGCCCCCCGCUGUGCAGAGGGGCCGGGAGGCUCUGGGGUGCAGCGGGCAGGGGGCUGGGGGGCCGCUCAGACCAGCCUGGGCAGCUGAUGUGGCUUCUGGCAUCAGGGAAACGUGGGGGCUCGGCUCCCAGGGCGAGGGGGCGCGGGCCAUGGGUGAGAGGCGGUCUGGGGUUGGACCGGGGCCGUGGAGCGUUAUAAAGAGUGUGAGACCCACCCUGGUGCCCUGCUGCUCCCUCCGCACGCCCGGCGCGGGGCCAAGGCGGGAUGGGGUCACCGAAGGGGAUAGAGAGUGGCACUGGGGACAGGGACCCUGGCGGCACCAUCCCUCCCCUGGCACCAGCUGAGCACAGGGUGACGGCUCCCCACGUCACGGAGCCGUUCGGCUGCCUGACGCCCCUUUGUUCCGGGAGGUAAUUAGCCUAAUGGGGCCUCCAGCACUGGACCCGCGUCGGGAGCAGUCCGGCGCCUCCACAACGCUGAGACCUUCGGCCCCUUUGUGCCGGCCCGGCCGCGGGGCCCGCGGGCAAUUACGUCCUCAUUAGUGCCACGCACUCCGGCCACGUCCAGCCCGCCAGCACCCACACAAUGAGGAGCUGCAAAUGAGGGGAAAGGCCUGGCCGGUCUCCGAGCUACCGGCCACAGCGUGCCCGCGUCUCCCAGAGACCGGCCGCUCCCGCCUGGCCUCGACGGUAUUUUUGGCAGCUCUAUUGUGCUGGGCCCUAUAAAGCAGCGGCUGCGGUGGGCAGCCCAGGGUGCUGUGCUCUCGGCUGCCCGGCAGGACAUGCCCCAGCACCGCUCAGCUGCCUGAAGACCCCGGGAAGGAUGGAGGUGCCCAACGCCAAGGUGGGGCUGGGUUGCUGUAGCCCGCAGGGCCAGGAGGGCAGCAGUGGGGGGGAGGUUGGGAUGUGGGUUCAGGGGCUUGGGGGUACAGGAGGGCCUGAAUUGGUUCCUUGGGAGGCACCGAGUGCACAGCAACUCCCCAGGGCUCCCCGACCCCGGCCAGGAGCCGGUCGGGGGGCUCAGCCCCACAUGGGCUCCUCAGAAGGGAGCUGGGCACGUGGUGUCUGCGGCGUUGAGCGUGGGUGCUCUCACUGCUCGUCCCGUGGCGCUCGGUGACAAGGGGAGGGUGUUGGCCGUGGCUGCCCUUUGCCGGAGCAUGGCAGGCAUGCCGGUGAGGGCACCUGCAUCUGGCUGCUGGUCAGAGCGUGUGUGGGGGCGAUGGUCUCUGGGUCUUGGGGGGGUGCAGGGAGCAGCACUCCUGGCUCCCCCGGGGGUGCAGUGCUGGCCGUGCCCCAGGGUGCUGAAGGGUGACGCUCCGGGUGCACACCGGGUGUGGGUCUGUGCCCCCGUGGCAGCAGGGAUGAGAAGGCAGCGCUGCAGCAACUGGGGUGGACAGGAGAUGAGACGGUGGUGUUGCACGGCAGCAGGACUGGGGGGGCAGCCCUGGGGCUGUGCAGCCCCCCCCCCCCUCCAGCCCUGCCGGCUGCCCUGCACUAACGCUGCCUGUUGCUCCGGCAGCUCCAGCGAGCUGCCUGCCUCUUGCUCCUGCUCCUGCUCUGCUCCCUGACCGCUGCCCGGCAGAACCUGCCCGAGUGCUGCCGGCAGAAGACCUGUUCCUGCCGCAUCUAUGACCUCCUGCACGGCAUGGGCAACCACGCCGCCGGCAUCCUUACGCUGGGCAAGAGGAAAAGUGUCCUGCCGGCCUUCCAGAGUCGGCUCUACCGCCUGCUGCACAGCUCCGGCAACCAUGCCGCUGGCAUCCUCACCAUGGGCAAGCGCGGGGAGCACCCUGGCACCACCUGCCAUGACACAUCGGGUUUCCCCGCGGGUACGGACACCCAGCCGAUGCCAGCCCUGCGGGGCACUGAUGCCAGCCCCGCUAGCCCCAGGGAGUGCCAGGGACACUCGGGGAAGGACCUGACCAAGAGCCAGGUCCAGGGAGCUGCAAAGAGCUUUUACUGAGAGGGGUGGGGGCAGCGGGAGCAGGGAGGGAAUCCCUGGGGGGGUCGGACCCCGGGGACGCAUGCCCGGAGCUCAGUGUAAAUAGCACUUUUACAUACCUCCUCCUGGCCCUGGCCAAGCCUGCUCAGGGCACCGCAGGCACCGCUGGCCUUUUACAAUAAAUGGUAGCCUGAUG